Molecule: messenger RNA, 2039 nt
Organism: Homalodisca vitripennis (glassy-winged sharpshooter)
Lineage: Eukaryota; Metazoa; Arthropoda; Insecta; Hemiptera; Cicadellidae
Product: protein yellow-like
Cellular component (GO): extracellular region
Source: RefSeq, a predicted model, not a curated record
UAUCUCUCAGUCCCUGACCGCCACAACCACUGCCAUCCAACCUUAGCGAAGCUCAAGCUAUCAGUUACCGCACUCUUGGCAGUGGCAGUGGAAGUCAGCUGCUUCAGUCAGCACCAGAGAUCCGCCAGUGCCUCACGAAUCGGCAUCGUAGGAGGAUUGUUGUUUGUUGGCUGACUAUUAGAGAUGUUGAAAUUAAUUUUAUUACUCACGAUAAGCGAGUGUUAUUUGACGGCUACUUUCGCUCAUCUACAAAACUAUCCAAACAACCCAGGUUUUGGAAGGCCAUCCAGACCAGGGUUUGGAGGCAGGCCGCCCCCUCCUCAAGGUUACGGAGGGUAUGAGGAGUCCGAUGGUUUCAUCUUCGAAGAAAACAUCAACCCCAAUAGACCGCCCGUGAACCCGAACCCCGUGAACCCGAACCCCGUGAACCCGAACCCCGUGUACCCGAACCCCGUGUACCCGAACCGACCGACCAGAAAUCCCAUGCAGGUCAUGUACAGCUGGCGGGAGGUGGACUUCACUUUUCCUAACCAGAACGCUAGAGACAACUUGAUUACAACUAAGCUGUUCAUUCCACGGAACAACCUGAUACUGGACGUGGACGUGUACGACGAACGACCUGGACAACCAAAGGUCUUUGUGACACUGCCUAGGGUGAGACCUGGAGUCCCUGUGACACUGGCAACUGUAACAUCCCAACGUAGGAACGGGUCUAACUUACUGGAACCCUUCCCUGACUGGCAGAGUAACACUCCGGGCAGCUGUGACACCAGUCUCACCUCUGUCUUCCGUACACAUAUUGAUGACUGCGGCCGACUGUGGGUGUUGGACAGCGGCAACAACAAUGCCUUUGGUGGAACUGCUAACCCCAGUCGCAUUGUGUGUCCUCCGCAGAUCGUCAUCUACGACCUCCGCAACAACAACCGUCUCGUCGGAAAGUUUCGCAUCCCCUCGUCGAUGAUCGAGAACAACACUCUUCUGGUGACUAUAGCCGUGGACACCCGCCAGAGAGAUUGCAGUGAUGCGUACGCUUAUAUCGCAGAUUCCAUUGCCUACAAGAUGAUUGUCUUCAACCUGCGUAAUCGACAGUUCUGGAGGAUCAACAGUAUACUCUUCUUCCCCUACCCAGACUACUCUACGUUCACGGUGAAUGGAGUCUCAUUUGAUCUCAUGGGCGGCAUUUUCGGUCUAGCUAUUGGACCUCCGUACAGGAACAACCGACGUCUCUAUUUCCACUGCAUCGACAGUGUGAAACAAUCCUGGGUAGAAACUGCGGACCUACGCAACCAGAGCCUAUGGCAGAACAAUAUGAACGCCGCUCCUCGUGCCUUCCAUCUCUUCAAUGGCACCAGGUCCAGUCAGUCUGCAGCUGCCACUAUGACCAAAGACGGCAUCAUGUUCUUUGGUCUCAUUGGGAGUAACGAGAUUGCCUGUUGGGACUCCCGUACCAGGUUCACCCGUAGUAACCUCGUCAGUUUAGCAAAGGAUGAUACAGCCCUACAAUUCAAUUCCGGCAUAAAGGUGUACGGGAACAAACUGUACGCUGCGACCAGCCGGCUACAGAACUACAUUACAAACCGUAUAUCUGAGAACGAGGACAACUACCGUGUGUUGGUGGGCGACCUGCAGGAGAUGACACGUGGCACCCAAUGCCAAGUAGAUUACAAACAGCAACCGCUUUAAUAUUGAUGAGUACGAACCUGAUUCGGAAAGCGUGGAUUUUCCUACCAACAUAAAUUUUAUCCCUUGAACCAUCAGCACUGCAUCUUGAUUUGCAAGCACCUCCACUGUUUGUUCAUGCCACCCAAAACUUUGAAAUGCUAAAUUGAAAGGUUGUACUUUAGCUGGUUAUUGAUGCUUUGUUUACAUUGCUGUUUUGUUCUUAGCGUUUGGUUUUAACUGUAAUUGGUAGCAAUUGUGUUUGCUUUUUAGAAUUGUAACUGUACAUCAUAUUGAGAGUGCAAGGAUAUUUUGCUAUAAUUUGCACUUAUAAUAGUUACUGCAUUGCUUGAGAAACUUUAAAACUAUUUUAUUACAAA